AGAGCUGUGCAUGGUGCUGGUUCUGGCCGGGUUCUGCAGCAGCAGCAGCAGGUGCGGCGGCGGCGCUGCUUCCUGUGUCGUGUGGUUUCCUGUCUGUAGGAGGAUGUUCAGCUCGCCGCUGCCGAUUGGUCGAUGCGUCGCUGUGAAGUCGGCGCUCGGUGCUGCAGAGGAGCUGCUGCAGCAGAACGGCUGGUCGGCCCACUCAGCCUCGCCGCAGCGCCCUGGUACCGCCUGGUACCGCCCGGCCGUGACUCAGACCCGCAGAGGCUUCUGGCGCCGCCGGCAGCGUCGGGCGCCGCCGACGCCACGCGACUCAGUGAGACGGCAGACAUCUUGGAAGAUGGUGGAUCUCUGGCUGCAGUAGCUGAUCUGGAUCUUCGGCGCCGAGUCUCUGGGCUGCAGGUUCUGGUUCUGGUCUACCUGUUCAGCCGAUCUCCUGGUUGCAUUUCGUCCCCAGAUGAACGAUGGACGUCUCCUGGCUGGCUCUGCUCAUGAUGGCCGCCGUCUUCGCCGCCUCCGUCCUGCUGGCCGCCGUCUGCUUGGACUGCGGCAACAGAAGUCCUCUGGCCUCCAUUAGCCAGACGGCGGCGUCAGAGGAAUACGUCCCUUCUGGAUUCAUCGUCGUCCAUCCAUUCGCCGGUCAGGCCCGGUUGGACCAGAACCUGGUCCACUCUCCCUCCACCCUGAAGCCUCACCCGAUCCCUGCUGGUCGCGGUUCUGGCCAGCCGCUCCGGCCCUACACACCGACAGAAACCGAGAGCAACCCGAGUUACGAGAACCCGGCCCCGGAAACGGAUUUUCCCGACAGCGACGCUGAAGGCAACGGAUACAUAGAGGUCCUUCCUGAAACCGAGCCGAGCCGAGCCUCCACUCCCAGUUUAGAUAGCGCCGACUACGUCAACCUUGAAGAUGAAAAUAAAAACCAAGCACUAGAACCGGAACCAGAGCCGGACCAGGACUCGGACUCGGACUCAGAAUCUGAUCACAACUACGAGAACGUGAAGUCAGCAAACGGAUCUCCUGCAGCCUCGACGCCGGACGAAGAUGAUGAGAACUACGUGAACGUAUGAUCCGGUUGGCCCAGCAGGAGGACCAGUUCUGACAGCUCUUCAUCAUCAUCUUCAUCAGAACCAGGAUCCUCCAGCCUCCGUUUACACUGCUGUCUCACCUCGUAGCUUGAUUUCUGUAAACUUUGACUAGACCUCUAGACUGACUUGUGCGGCUUGUAAGGCGAAAUAAUCUGACUGACAGGGAGCUAAAGGUGAGGGUGAUGGACCGAAGGCCUGACUGAUGUGAAGCCAAAGUGUUUCUAUCAAUGAGGCGGGUAGAAAUACUUUUAAUAUAUUUUAUCCAAAUAAAAGUAGGAAGGGAUUUUUUUUGUUUUGGAAAUUUUCUAUUUUCCAACAUCAAACAAACUUCUGGGUUUGAAUCUGCCAAGAACAGAGAGUGAAAAAUGGCCCCAUAGGAGGUGAAAGUACGACCCGAUAGUUCCUGUCAGAUUUUCUCCAUGUCUUGGAUGACCCAGCAGCUUCAGAAACCAAUCAGCAGAAACUAAUCGGGUCAAUCAGCCAAUCAACUGGGAAAAAUGACUUUAGUGACAUUUUCACCAUGUCACUCGUUCAGAUGCCAGUUUGAGGCUAAAUGCCCAAAUUAUUACCGUUAACUUUUGAUUGUGUAACUUUUCAAAUGACAUCUGACUUACUUGGAUAAGGAAAUGGAAGGUCAGAGGUCAACCAGUCAUUCUGGAUGAAAUGGAGACAGUCUGGGAACGCAGCCCUGUGGAACUAACUGGGAUUAAAUAAUCCAACCAUACUAAUCUGUUAGAACGAGCUGACGCAGACUCCUCAAUCUAGAUUGGGUUGUCUCGCCGUGUUUCUGCUUUGACACUCCAGAUUGUUCAAUAAUCUGAUCAAUAAUCUUAUUGAUCACCACUUAUCUAAAGCUUCAUGUUCACCUCCUAGGAAUUUCCUUUAAAUGUGACUUAAAUCCAGAAGAGGAAUCUCUGAAACAUUGAACCCAAAAUCCAGAUUAAUCCCGAGUAGCACCAGGGUGAGGAGCCUUCCUGUUGUCAGAGUAAAUAUUUAGUUUAAUUCAUUGCAACUUUCCAAAUGACUGCGGUAUUUCUGCUGGCGUCGGCGCCGUUUCAUUUCACUGACGACUCCUGAGAAUGUUUUUGAUCCAGCGUCUAUUUAAAUGUUUUCUGUCAUCUGAUAUAGAAAUGUUUUUAUCUGAAUUAAACUGAACAUUGUAGAAACA
Molecule: messenger RNA, 2256 nt
Organism: Poecilia reticulata (guppy)
Lineage: Eukaryota; Metazoa; Chordata; Actinopteri; Cyprinodontiformes; Poeciliidae
Source: RefSeq, a predicted model, not a curated record